UCAACCAGCGCGACUGACACAGUAACCUCUGUCACUGGCCAGACAACCACUGACACAGUAACCUCUGUCACUGGCCAGACAACCAUGUCACCUGAACCUUCAGAAACAGUGACGUCUGAAUCUGCUGCUACCACCUUGGUAUCUCAAUCAACCAGUCCCACUGACACAGUAACCUCUGUCACUGGCCAGACAACCAUAUCACCUGAACCUACAAGUUCUACUGAGACUGCUGGUACCACCUUCGCAUCUCAAUCGACAGCUUCAACUGAUUUACUGACUGCACUCAACAGGUCAGUCGUUGUUAAUGUGGUGAUCAAUGAGGAAUUUAAUGAUAAAUAUGAUGACCAAACUUCACCUGAAUACAAAGAGUUUGUUGGAAACUUCACUAAACAGGUGAGAUUAUCAGAUGAAGCCAUGGCUAUCUACAGCAUGACACCAAGAGCACAAGGGUAA
Molecule: messenger RNA, 453 nt
Organism: Centropristis striata (black sea bass)
Lineage: Eukaryota; Metazoa; Chordata; Actinopteri; Perciformes; Serranidae
Product: probable serine/threonine-protein kinase dyrk2
Exons: 7
Source: RefSeq, a predicted model, not a curated record